AUGCUGGAGCUGGAACGUACCCUCGGGCAAAGGAGCCCUGGCGGGCUGACGACGUGCGCGCGGGUCUCGCCGGAUGGACGUUACGUGGCGGUUGCGGACCGCACGGCGAUCUGUGUUUAUUCUGUGGGAGACGGCGGGUGCGCCAGGUACGAGACGACACACACAGAGCCGAUCAACGAUAUCUGCUGGUCGCCGGAUUCGGCAUGUGUCGCGAGCGGCUCGGAGGACUUCACGGUGGAGAUAACGCAUCUCGAAUAUGGACGGCUACAUAAGCUGCGGGGGCACUCGGCACCGGUGCUGUCUGUGGUGUUCAAUUGCAAGGGCAACUUACUGUGCACGGCAUCUGUCGAUGAGAGCAUCAAGCAGUGGGACGUAUUGAGUGGCACGCUGCUGAAGACCAUGUCUGCGCACUCGGACCCCGUGGUGUCCAUUGACACCCCCGACUGCGACGCGACAAUCCUGAGCUCGGGCUCUUACGAUGGGCUGAUCCGCAUCUUCGACACCGAAUCGGGGCAUUGUCUCAAGACGUUGACGUACGACAAGGACUGGCAGACCGACGACGGCGUGGUGCCCAUUUCGCAGGUCAAAUUCAGCAGGAACGGCAAGUUCCUGCUGGUGAGGUCCCUGGACGGCGUGGUGAAACUGUGGGACUUCAUCCGCGGCUGCGUCGUCCGCACCUUCAAGGACGCCAGCGGCGAGUCCCGCAUGAAAUACUCCUGCGGAAUGGACUUUCUGUAUCCCGACUCCGAGGCAGCAGAUGUGAUGGUCGUCGUGGGCGGCGAGGAUGGCAACAUCUGCGUCUGGAACGCGCAGAGUAAGGCCGUUGCGCAGACGUUGAAGGGGCAGCAUGAAGACUCUCCCGUGAUAGCUGUGAGCUGUAAAGAGACGCUGGUUUGUACGCUAUCGCUCAAUGGCAUCUGCCACCUAUGGCGCUGGGUCGAUGGCAUAAGCGACGUCACGUGA
Messenger RNA from Eremothecium gossypii ATCC 10895, 963 nucleotides. RefSeq names its product Swd3p (gene SWD3). The coding region runs from base 1 to 963 and encodes 320 amino acids. The transcript has a single exon. The record is from RefSeq and is marked provisional. Gene Ontology annotation, cellular component: Set1C/COMPASS complex. Gene Ontology annotation, molecular function: histone binding. Lineage: Eukaryota; Fungi; Ascomycota; Saccharomycetes; Saccharomycetales; Saccharomycetaceae.